AUGGGCGAUUUUCUCUAUAUUCAACCCUCGGAACUCAAGUUCCCAUAUGAAUUGAGAAAGCAGAGUUCAUGUUCUAUGCAGUUGACUAAUAAGACUGAUCAGUACAUUGCAUUCAAGGUCAAAACAACCAGCCCCAAGAGGUACUGUGUUCGACCCAAUGCCGGUGUUGUCUUGCCCAAUUCUGUAUGCAAUGUCACCGUUACAAUGCAAGCACACAAAGAGGCGCCUGCUGAUAUGCAGUGCAAGGACAAGUUUCUAAUCCAGAGUGUUGUUGCUCCCAGGGGCACAACAAACAAGGAUUUAACCGUGGAAAUGUUUCACAGGAAGGACGACAAGAUCGUCAAUGAGUUUAAAUUGAGGGUUGUCUACAUUCCUGCUAAUCCGCCCUCCCCUGUACCCGAAGGAGAUGAAGAAGGUUCUCCAAGAACAUCUUCAGUGGAGGAUGAUAAUAGAACAUCUUCAUUACCUGAGGCUGUAACAAGAUGGUUGGACAAAUCCCAUGAGAAAUUAUCAUCACCCGAGGCAAGGUCUAUGAUCUCAAAGGUGACUGAGGAGAAAGAUUCUGCUAUUCAACAAAAUAAGAAGCUCCAGGAGGAAUUGGAACUGCUGAAGAGACAAACAGAUAAAACCCGAGCUGGUGGUAGUGCCUCCAUGUUUGUAGUGCUGGUUAGUCUAUUACUAGUAAUUCGAGGGUUCAGUUUGGACCAAUUACUUAUUUACCUUGUUAGAUCAAAUCUGCUUAUUUUGAUCUGA
This is a messenger RNA of Fraxinus pennsylvanica, 753 nucleotides long. The record is from the annotation of a GenBank genome assembly. Lineage: Eukaryota; Viridiplantae; Streptophyta; Magnoliopsida; Lamiales; Oleaceae.